This is a messenger RNA of Fusarium sp. VM40, 2757 nucleotides long. NCBI's taxonomy places the organism in Eukaryota, Fungi, Ascomycota, Sordariomycetes, Hypocreales, Nectriaceae. The record is from the annotation of a GenBank genome assembly.
AUGGCAUCAACAAUCACUGAAGCUCAAGCGGAGCUGAUUCAGUCUCUUUCUCCCGACGACAUUCCCAUCAAGCUGCGAUGUGCGAUCUGCAGUAAACUCGCGGUCAACGCCUACCGUCUGCCCUGUUGCGAGCAAGCAAUUUGCGAAUCAUGUCAAUCCAAUCUACCCGCGUCAUGUCCCGUUUGUGAGCAUUCGCCCUUGUCGGCCGAGGAUUGCAAUCCGAACAAGUCACUACGAACCACGAUCAGAGUCUUUUUGCGCACUGCGGAGAAGAAGCGUGAAGCGAGUCGAUCUAAGGAAGACAAAGAUUCGGAACCUGCGACACCGGUCGAGGCACCGAAGCAGACUCUUCCAGCCUCAGGGACGCCUGUCGUUGAGACGCCUACAGGAGAAACUCUAGGAGUGGACGCAGUACAAGAACAGCCUGAUGGCGCCGACAAUACCGACGAUGGCGCUCCAGCCCAGCCCUUUGACCAGGCGAUUGUUGCUCAUCAUGAGGUUUGCGCGGUCGAAGCUCCCCAGCAGGACGAGGCAAGUGACGCCCAGAAUGCACCUCCCCCCGAAGGCACUGCAGAGGCACCGACCACCGAGAACCCCAACGAGCAGACCCUUGCGAAUCAAGACACCGAAGCCAACGGCGAAGGCGACGACGACCAAGAACAACAAGAAGGCGACGACGAAGACGGUGACGAUCAAGAGAAGCCCGAGUCCGAGUCUAUGGAUGACAAUGUCCCACACGGCGGGUUUUCGGGAUCUGGGGAUUUCAACCAGAUGCAAAUGAUGAUGGCUAUGCAGAACGGUAUGGCGCCGAACUCUUUCGGUAGCUUCCCUAUGAUGGGUAUGCCAGGCAUGGGCAUGGACCCGAUGACGAUGCAGAACAUGUACAUGAACGGUGGCUUUCAAGGCAUGGGCAUGAACGGCAUGGGUGGCUUUGGAGGUGGAUUUGGCCAAGGCUCCAAUAAUAACUGGAACGGUUCUCAGUCAUGGAAUUUCGACCAGAAUAAUUACAAUCAAAAUGGUCCUGGCAUGGGAACUGGUGAUUAUGGAAGCUUUAACUCAGGAUUCCAGACAGGAUACAAUCAAGGUAAUUAUGGUCAAUUCAAUGACUAUCGCCGCAACAAUUUCGGACGUGGUCGUGGCCGCGGCCGAGGUUUCUACGGAGGCUACGGUCGCGGAGGCUAUCAGUUCGGAGGCAACGCCAACUAUCAGGACCAGGGCCAGUUCUCUCAGUACGGAUCGGACCAGAAUGGCCAGAGCAGUAUCGACCAUGGCGAAGGCCAGCAAGUUGACGAGAAUGGCCAGGCUAUUCAAGGAGACGUUGCUGAAGGAGCCGACGAGGCUAAAACCUCGAGUGCCGGACAAAUUGACGGGCCCGGUGAGACCAUAGGCAACGAGGCUGCUGGUGAUGCUUCCUCACUAACCCCUAGUAUUGGAUCUGGAGCCUUUGUCCAGAGCAACGUUACCGGAGCUGCUCGUCCAGUUACAGCUCCAGAUGUUCCCCUGAAUGCUCCUACAGGUCCUAAAGCUAUGAGACAGGGACUCCCUAACACCAGUCUUCAUCAUCUCCGAGCACGUGGAUAUCAUGUGGGAAGUGAAGUCCCUCCUGCUAAACCAACUCUUCCAAUAAGGGACAACCCAGCUGAGCAAGGCCGAUCCAGGAGUACUUCUCGAGCCCCCAGCCGUGCCGAUGUUGGUGAAAAGGAUAAGGACCGUGGUUCCCAUCGUGAGCAAAGCAAAGUGCGAUCUCGCGACCAUGACCGCGAGCAAGAUCGAACAGGAUCAGCAUCUCGAACCGUCAGCAGGAGUCGUAGUCGGAGCAGGGGGCAUAAAAGUUCCCGUCGACGUAGACGCCAUCGUUCAGAGUCGGUCGAGGAUGAUGGCUACGACGAUGAUUCGCGACGCAAGCCGCAUAGGAGUCGCCGUCACUAUGAUGAAGACACAUCGCGCUCCAAGGAAAAGGAAAAGGAAAAGGACAAGGACAAGGACAAGUACACAGACAAAGACAAGGAUGAGAAACACGCCGAUCGUGACCGUUCAGCAUCGCCAGCCGAGUCCAAACGAUCCAGCCACCGCAGCCGCCGAGAUAGAGACUCGGACAAGCGGAGAGACCGGGACAAGGACAAGGAUAAAGACGAACAUCGUAGUGAUGAUCGCAAAAAGUCUAGUCACCGCUCCUCGCAUCGAGAUAGAGACUACGACCGCGAGCGACGCCGGGAAAAAGAUAGAGAUCGCAGCGACAAAGACCGUAAGGACCGCAAAGAUCGACAUCGGGACCGGGAUCGGGAUAGGGAUAGGGACCGACGUGAUCGCGACCGAGAUCGUGAUAGAGCGAAGGACAAAGAUCGCGACAGAGACCGCGAUUCAAGAUAUAGCAGCAGACAUCAGUCCAUUGAUGCCGGGGCUACAUCUAAUGAUAGGGACUCCAAGCCUGCCUCUGGUUCUCGCAGUCAUGACACGAAAACCAACUCUUCAAGCCGAACUGAAAGCUCAAGCAAGGACCCUCACACACUCGAGCGUGAAGCCCGUAAUCGCGAGCGUCUGCUUAAAGAAGCGCAACGUAUCGCUAGUAUAACGGGGUGGAAGCGCAAUCGCGGCGACGACGGCGAUGAUGCAAGUUCAGGCUCACGCAAAGGCCGCAGGACCGCAUCUGCAACAUCUGCUGCUGCAUCUCGGCGAAGCGAGGCCGUCAGUGGCGGUAACGAGGAAGAGAGGAUGCGAAGGCUUGAGGCAGAAAGGGAGGGUGAUCGAUGGGGUUAG